Messenger RNA from Plodia interpunctella (Indianmeal moth), 379 nucleotides. RefSeq names its product oxen (gene ox). The transcript has 2 exons. Gene Ontology annotation, biological process: mitochondrial electron transport, ubiquinol to cytochrome c. NCBI's taxonomy places the organism in Eukaryota, Metazoa, Arthropoda, Insecta, Lepidoptera, Pyralidae. The record is from RefSeq and is a predicted model, not a curated record. Bases 122 to 298 code for a protein of 58 amino acids.
GCGUGUGGCUGUCUGUCAGUGUCACUCAAAUCAGCUACACAGCUAGAAUUCCAAUUUUGAGUUUGCUUGCCAGUGAAGUGAGAGCUCUGCGAUACGAGGAAAAGUUCUUAAAAUCAUCAAAAUGUCGGUGUUCGCAGGAUUAAAUCGUAAUGUUUUCAAACGCACAUCUACUUUUGCUUUGGCAGUGGCUUCGGGAACUUUCUUCUUUGAAAGAACCUUCGAGCUCAUUUCUGUGUCGAUUUUCGAGAGCAUAAACAAGGGUAAAUUGUGGAAGGACAUCAAGGACAAAUAUGAAUAAAAGAGGAAAUAUCAAGUACAUAAAUUAUUAGUUUAAUUGUUAAUUUAUACAUAUUUGAUUAAAAUGUCACUAAUUUACAAA